Lizanozyma spartinae is the source of this 651-nucleotide messenger RNA. RefSeq lists its product as uncharacterized. Gene Ontology annotation, molecular function: SNAP receptor activity. Gene Ontology annotation, cellular component: Golgi medial cisterna; SNARE complex; Golgi membrane. The record is from RefSeq and is a predicted model, not a curated record. NCBI's taxonomy places the organism in Eukaryota, Fungi, Ascomycota, Pichiomycetes, Serinales, Debaryomycetaceae. Gene Ontology annotation, biological process: endoplasmic reticulum to Golgi vesicle-mediated transport; vesicle fusion. Bases 1 to 651 code for a protein of 216 amino acids. The transcript has a single exon.
AUGUCAACGUUCAAUACUCUUCGUACUCAAAUAGUUGGGCUUGAAAACAAAACCGAAUCUCUUCUUGGUCAAUACUCCAAGCUUGAAGCAGAACCACAACCGUCAGAGUCAGAAAAUGAACUCCGUCAUCAAAUUGAGGUUUCCCUUUCCACAACAGAACAAGCGCUUUCAAAAUUAAAUUCCAUUCUGGAAAUUGAUAUCUCCCUUCCAUCUUCAAAACUCUCUCAAUUAUCCCGUCUUAAAGAUAACUACAAUUCACACGCACAAGCGUUCCAAAGAAUGACGGCUCAGAUCGAAGCAGAUAGAAAUCGUCAUAACCUUUUAUAUAACUUACAACUGGACCUCACGGCUCAUAAGAAUCGAGUGCAACAAAUUGAUACUCAAGAUUAUGCCUUAGAUGAACUGAUGCGUGCUGACAACGCCAAUUCACUUGCUGAUCGUUUGCUUCAACUGGCUUAUGCUACAAGGGAUGAACUUUAUCAUCAACGUCAAAUAUUGGCUGGUACUCAGUCCACUAUGUUAAAUGCAUUGCAGCAUGUUCCCGGUAUUAAUGUGUUGAUUUCCCGCAUCAACACCAGACGGAAAAGAGAUACCGUCGUCUUAGCCACCAUCAUUAGCAUUUGCAUCAUCUUAUUACUAUUCUUCUUAUAA